Messenger RNA from Patiria miniata (bat star), 1616 nucleotides. Its product is annotated as GMP reductase 2-like. Gene Ontology annotation, biological process: nucleotide metabolic process. Gene Ontology annotation, molecular function: GMP reductase activity. NCBI's taxonomy places the organism in Eukaryota, Metazoa, Echinodermata, Asteroidea, Valvatida, Asterinidae. The transcript has 9 exons. The record is from RefSeq and is a predicted model, not a curated record. The coding region runs from base 118 to 1164 and encodes 348 amino acids. Gene Ontology annotation, cellular component: GMP reductase complex.
UAAAAUAAGUUCGCGGGAAUCAAUCAGUCGCGCGCGCCGCAAUUUCAGGACAGGACGUGUUAUUAUAAACAACAGAAAAAUUAUACGAUAUUGUGUUCAAAUAAUAUAAUCGGCAGGAUGCCUCGCAUUGACACUGAUAUCAAGCUGGACUUCAAAGAUGUGCUUGUGAGGCCGAAAAGAAGUACGCUGAAAAGCCGAUCUGAGGUGGAUUUGACACGAUCCUUCAUCUUUCGUAACUCCAAGAAGACCUACGAUGGCAUCCCUGUCAUGGCUGCCAACAUGGACACUGUGGGCACAUUUGAGAUGGCCAAGACGCUGUCUAAGCGUGGCUUGUUUACCUGCAUUCACAAGCAUUACACUACAGAGGAGUGGAAGCAGUUUGCAGCUCAAAAUCCUGACACACUAAAGUACAUAGCAUUGAGUCUGGGUACCAGUCAGAACGACGUCACCAAGCUGUCCGAGAUCGUUGCAGCAGUACCGGCCAUCACUUACUUGUGCCUGGAUGUUGCCAACGGUUACUCGGAGAUGUUCGUCCAGCUCGUGAAGGACAUCCGAGCCAAGUUUCCUGAACACACAAUCAUGGCUGGCAAUGUUGUAACUGGUGAGAUGGUUGAGGAGCUCAUACUUGCUGGAGCUGACAUCAUCAAGGUCGGCAUUGGACCAGGAUCUGUCUGUACUACCAGGAAGAAGGCUGGAGUGGGCUACCCCCAGCUCAGUGCUGUGCUGGAGUGUGCUGAUGCCGCACAUGGACUGGGAGGUCAUAUCAUCUCGGAUGGAGGUUGCACUUGCCCUGGCGAUGUUGUAAAGGCAUUUGGAGCCGGCGCAGACUUCGUGAUGCUUGGUGGUAUGUUUGCUGGCCAUGACCAGAGUGGCGGGGAGACGAUCGAGCGCAAUGGUAAAAAGUUCAAGUUAUUCUAUGGCAUGAGCUCAUCAACUGCCAUGAAUAAACAUGCAGGAGGAGUGGCGGACUACCGAGCCAGCGAGGGUAAGACGAUUGAGGUUAAAUACCGCGGGGAUGUGACAGACACCGUGCAGGACAUCCUAGGGGGACUGCGCUCAGCGUGCACCUACGUAGGGGCGGGCAAACUCAAGGAGCUCAGUAGGCGGACGACAUUCAUCCGAGUCACCCAACAGACAAACGAUAUCUUUGGAAACGCAACAUGAACAUGUUUCAACCCAUGGCUUGACUUCACCAUUCUGUUCCUUAUUAUUCUGGUCUGUAUUUGAAAAUUGGAUCUGGGUCUGCCCACACUAAUGGGUGCAAUUGACUGCAGAUGUCAUGUUUAAAUGUCACCCACCAUGUACCAGAAGAUGAAUUUUAAAGAAAGUUUGUAGUGGUGUGCUGAAGCAAAUGGAUUGUUAUUUAGAAACUUCAAGAUUUCACUGUUUCUUCAAAGGUAAAGGUAAUGUAUGCACUGCAGUAUACAUGUACAGAACACGUUUCUGAUUAGCCAAUCUGAAAUCACUGGGCUUGCUUCAAAUAAUUGAAGGUUUUUGCACAGGGUGAUAUCACUACAAAUAAUGUUUAUGGAUGUAGAAAUAUCAGAUUGUGACACACAUGUAUCACAGUGUGGCACAACUGUAUCACACUGUGGCACAACUGUAUCACACUGUGG